Papilio machaon (common yellow swallowtail) is the source of this 785-nucleotide messenger RNA. RefSeq names its product deoxyuridine 5'-triphosphate nucleotidohydrolase (gene dUTPase). NCBI's taxonomy places the organism in Eukaryota, Metazoa, Arthropoda, Insecta, Lepidoptera, Papilionidae. The transcript is spliced from 3 exons. Gene Ontology annotation, molecular function: dUTP diphosphatase activity; magnesium ion binding. Gene Ontology annotation, biological process: dUTP catabolic process; dUMP biosynthetic process. Bases 174 to 617 code for a protein of 147 amino acids. The record is from RefSeq and is a predicted model, not a curated record.
AUAAUGGAGUUCGUUUCGCGCCAAUUUUCCUUUCAGAUUCAGUGUGCCUCAGUCAGUUUUUGUUGAACUACCGAUUAAAUAUACUUCUUUUGCAGUUUUGUCACAAUUAAAUAACAGUAACAAUAACGCGUACUUUGUCUUCACUCUUUAAACUUUGGCGUACGUUAUAUAAAAUGCCGGGUGCAAAUGAAGUAACUUUGAAAGUCACUCGCCUCACCGAACACGCUUUCCUACCUGUGAAAGGGUCUGAAAAAGCUGCGGGAUUCGACUUGAAAAGUGCGUAUGACUACACAGUGCCUGCCCGUGGUAAACAAUUAAUAAAAACUGAUCUUCAGUUAGAAUUGCCAUCCGGAUGUUAUGGACGUGUUGCCCCACGUUCAGGUUUGGCAGUUAAAAAUUUCAUUGAUGUUGGUGCCGGUGUCAUCGAUGAAGAUUAUCGAGGUAAUGUUGGAGUAGUACUUUUCAAUCAUUCUGAUCAACAUUUUGAUGUAAAGAAAGGUGAUAGAAUUGCACAAUUGAUCUGUGAACAAAUCUUCCACCCAGUUUUAGAGGAAGUUAACAGUCUUUCAGAUACAAAAAGGUCAGAUGGAGGAUUUGGUUCAACUGGAAUGCAGUAAUUUACAUGCUACUAUAGUUUUACACAACAAGUAUGCUGAUCUUUCCAUAAUUAUAAUUACUUAGAACUUUAGUUUUAAAAUUAGAUAAGUAAUAAUGUAAGUUCAAAUUAAUGAUAAGACAAGAAAAACUUUUUUGUAUGUUAAUGAAACUAAUAAAUGAUUACAAGU